Molecule: messenger RNA, 4257 nt
Organism: Monomorium pharaonis (pharaoh ant)
Lineage: Eukaryota; Metazoa; Arthropoda; Insecta; Hymenoptera; Formicidae
Exons: 12
Coding region: 100-4257 (1385 amino acids)
Source: RefSeq, a predicted model, not a curated record
AGCUGGCGACGACCCAUCAGUCAGCCAUCGUUCUCCUCUGCUGACUCGCGGAGGUAAUUGUUAAUCGAGUUUGAAAUAUCAAAGGCUGAACUGAACGCGAUGCUGAAAGAACUGCUCUUGCUAGCGCUAACAGCGCUAUGCAUGUCGGAUGGAUACCAUUUCACUGGCAAGACGGCCGACAUGGAUUUCCUUCACAAACAGAAGAAGAUCUACGAAUUGAUGUUUUUCGUCAAGCAAAACACUCUCACCGACAUGGAAUUCUACGAGAUCGGUCGUAAUUACGAUAUAGAGAGCAACAUUGACAUGUACAAGGACAAGCUGAUCGUACAAGAGUUCUUGUACCUGUACAAACAGGGUAUGCUUAGCCGUAAUGCUAUAUAUUCGCCAUAUUAUGAAGAACACCGUGAGGAGAUGAAACUUCUCUUCAAGCUAUUCUAUUACGCCAAGGACUUCCAGACCUUCUACAAAACUGCCGCUUGGGCGCGUCUUUAUAUCAAUGACGGAGUUUUUACGUCCGCCUUCACGAUCGCUGUCUUCUAUCGUCUCGAUUGCAAGUACAUGAGAUUACCGGCUCCUUACGAGAUCUAUCCCAAUCUCUAUUUCGACAGCAACGUCAUCCAACAGGCCCACGAUAUCAAGAUGACUCGUGGACUCGCUAGUGCCAAUGUGGAUAAUGUCGACAACUACAUGAUUUACGCCAACUACUCAGGACACUUCGUCGAGCCCUAUUUCGACGACGAAUACAAAUUGGAUUACUUCAUAGAAGACUUUGCCUUGAACAGCUUCUACUACUACUUCCGCCAAGUCAUGCCAUUCUGGUUCGACUUUAAAGAUUACGACAUUCCGAAGGACUUUCGUGGCUACUAUUACUACUUCUAUCACAAACAAUUGUUGGGUCGCUAUUAUCUGGAACGUAUCUCCAAUGAUUUGGGUGACAUUGAUGACUUUGAUUGGAACAAACCUUUCUACUCCGGUUACUAUUCGACCUUGAUGUACCACAACGGAGUCAUUAUGCCCCAACGUUCUCGCUACAUGAAUGUGCCGUUCUAUAAAUACAAGUAUCUAAAGGAGAUCGAGGUCCUGGAGUAUCGCAUCAUGAAUGCUAUUGAUCUUGGCUAUGUAUACGACAAGAACGGCAAGCAAGUUAACAUUUACAGCCCCGAAGGUUUCAGCAUCCUAGCAAACCUGAUUGAAGGCAACGUGGAUUCGUGCAACCGACAUUUUUAUGGAAUGUAUGACGCUCUUGCUCGAGACAUUCUCGGUUUCAACUUCGAUUAUAAGGACAAGAAUAAGGUGAUCCCUAGCUCUCUCCAAUGCUACAGCACCAGCAUGAGAGAUCCUGGAUUUUACCGUCUGUACAAGAGGAUCAUGACAUACUUCUUCAGGUACAAGAAACACCUACCAUAUUACACUCAGAACGAAUUAAUCUUCCCUGGUGUUAAGUUCGAAUCUGUCAAUAUCGACAAGUUGAUGACCUACUUCGACACUUGUGACACAUUCAUCAACAACGCCCUUUCCGUGGAGAGCUUCAAGGAGGGACUAAAACUACGUGUGAAGGCUCGUCGUUAUUGUCUCAACUACAAGCCAUUCACUUACCGCUUUAACAUCAAUAGCGACAAAGAGACCAAAGCUGUGUUUAAGAUUUUCCUCGGACCUGCCUUCAAUGAUGUACAUAAUGAGAAGGACAUAUCUUACCUCCAUGAAUACUACAAAUAUUUCAUCGAGAUGGACAAGUUUGUCGUAACACUGAGACAAGGUGCGAACACAAUCGAACGCCGUAGCUCCGAUUCCGUCUAUACUAUGCCUGAUAUGAUAUCCAGCGACGUAUUCUAUAAGAAAUUGGAGAAGGCCGUAGGUGGUAGCGAACCAUUUACUUAUUACGAAAAGCUCUUCGCUUUUCCUGAGCGUUUAACUCUGCCUAAGGGUAAACCUGAGGGUAUGCGAUUUAAAAUGUUCUUCUAUUUGAGUCCAUACGAUGAGACGAAGGUUACGAACGUAGAAUUGCCAGUCUUUGGCAAGUUCAUCCUGGAUGGAAAAUCAUUUGGCUUCCCGCUUGAUAGACCAAUGUAUCCGUGGAAAUUCUUUACACCAAAUAUGUUCUUCAAGGACGUAUAUGUCUAUCACAACGUAGAAAAUGAAAAAUCAAUGCACUUUUACCGGUUAAUCCUUUGCAAAACAAGCACGAGGAUGAAAGCGAUUGCAUUACUUUUGGCUGCAGCGUGCGUAGCUGCCACGCAAGAAUUCACUUACACUGCCGACAAGGCACAUCUGAUCAGACAGAAAAGCAUCUAUGAGCUCUUCUGGCAUGUCGAUCAGCCAACCGUCUACCAUCCGGAACUUUAUCAAAAAGCGCGAUCCUUCAGUCUCGAAGAUAAUAUUGCUUCUUUCACAGAUCAGACGGCAGUGACUGAAUUCCUGCAGAGAUGGAAACACGGAAUGCUCCCACGAGGAGAAAUAUUUAUUGGAAUGCAUCCUCAACAUUACAAAGAAGCAGUUUGUUUUUUCCGUGUUUUAUAUUCCGCCAAAGAUUUUGACACUUUCUACAAUACUGCUGUGUGGGCACGUUUUCACUUGAACGAACAUAUGUACCUGUACGUGUUAAGUGUCACCGUGAUGCAUCGCCCAGAUACCAAACACAUCCGUCUACCCCCACUUUAUGAGAUAAAUCCGCAUUAUUACUUCAAUGAUGACGUUUUGCAUAAGGCUUAUCAUAUCGCGAUGGGCGACUCGCAGACAGGUGUGAAAAAAACGAUUGAUGGUGUAGACUACUAUUACAUUCCUUCCAAUUACACCGGUUGGCAUUUGGUAGGAGACGAAGUGUCGGAACAACAAAAAUUAAGCUACUUUCACGAGGAUGUCGGUUUAAACGCAUUUUACUUUAUGAUGAAUCACGAUUUUCCAUUAUGGAUGAACAGCACUCGGUAUAAUAUGCCCCAACACAUUCGUGGCGAACUAUACAUAUUUGGUCACAGACAAUUGCUCAGUCGCUACUAUUUAGAAAGAUUAUCCAAUGAUAUGGACGAGAUCAUGUACGUCGACGUAAACAAGCCUAUUGUUUCUGGCUACUACCCAAUGAUGCAUCAUUACAAUGGACUAUCAUUCCCAGAGCGUCCUGUUGGUUUUGAGGUUCCUCUUCACGCGCACAAAUAUGUCCAGGCUAUAGAAGAAGCCCAUGCUCGUAUUUCUGACGCCAUCGAUAAAGGCUAUAUCGUUGACGUACACGGCAACCAUAUUGACAUUUACAACAACGUAGACGGUCUUAACUAUCUUGGCAACGUAAUUCAGGGCAAUGCCGAUUCUAUCCAUCCUGACUACUAUGGACAUUUAGGUUAUUUAUAUAGGAAAAUCCUCAGCAUGGGUUCAGUUCAGGUCACCAAAGAUCACACACCAGUUCCUACAGCUCUUAACUUCUUCGUCACCAAUCUGAGAGAUCCAGUAAUCUAUGGAAUCUAUAAGACUAUCGCUACUCACUGGGUGAAAUAUAAGGAACACUUGCCAAGCUACACACACGAGGAACUUGUUUUCCCCGGUGUUACGAUCGAAUCUGUCACCGUUGAUAAGCUGGUGACUUUCUUUGACUAUUUCGAAUCGAUGGUCAACAACGCUGUAUCGGUACGUAGUCACAAAGAGGCUCAAUCUGUGUUGAUCAAGGCACGUCAGUAUCGUCUCAACCAUAAGCCUUUUACCUAUCACAUUACUGUCAACACCAACAAGAAUGUUAAAGCGAUCGUUCGUAUCUUCCUUGGACCUAAAUACGACGUUCACGGCCACGAAUUGGAUUUAAGCGAGAAUUACAUGAACUUCGUGGAGCUAGAUCAAUGGAACGUUGUUUUGAAAGCUGGAAUCAACAAGAUUGAGCGCCAUAGCUACGAGUCCAACUACGUCGUCCAGGAUGAGGUGCCAAGCGAGAUAUUUUACAAGAAGGUGGUGAAAGCUAUCGAGGGUGGCGAGACUAUUACUUAUCCAAGCGAGUUUUACGGUUACCCUGAUCGUUUAGUACUUCCUAAAGGCAAAAAGGAAGGCAUGCCGUUUAAACUCUUUGUGUGUGUGUCGCACUUCGAUGAGGCAAAAGGCAUCGAGGUAGAUUCUCACGUAUGGGGUCCAAACGCGGACCGGACGUGGAAGAUGGAUUUCCGACCGUUGGGAUAUCCACUCGACAGGCCGGUUCACACCUUCAACUUUACGGUACCAAACUUUUAUAUGACGGAUAUCCUGAUUUUCCACAAGCACGUGGAAGAAUUAAAUCUCACUGUAUAA